Messenger RNA from Tribolium madens (black flour beetle), 1343 nucleotides. It is a transcript of the gene colt, whose product is annotated as congested-like trachea protein. NCBI's taxonomy places the organism in Eukaryota, Metazoa, Arthropoda, Insecta, Coleoptera, Tenebrionidae. Gene Ontology annotation, biological process: mitochondrial transport; carnitine transmembrane transport. Gene Ontology annotation, cellular component: mitochondrial envelope. The transcript is spliced from 4 exons. The coding region runs from base 268 to 1164 and encodes 298 amino acids. Gene Ontology annotation, molecular function: O-acyl-L-carnitine transmembrane transporter activity. The record is from RefSeq and is a predicted model, not a curated record.
GGAAAAUGAAUCAACAGUUAAAUAUUAGAACAAAUCAACAAAUUUGUUUUCUUUUUUAUUAAAUUAAAGAUUCUCGAAAAUUAGUUUAUACAUAAUAUAAGAAAAUAAAUUAAAAUUAGUGACACUAGCGCCAUAGUGAACCUUCUCCGCAACGUACAUCUAGUUCUUUCUCUGUGGUAACAGUCUACUUUGAGGUUAUCCACUUUAGUUCAAACUUCAAUUAAUUUCAAUUGAUUUUGAAUUAAGUAACCUUCUUCCGUUGCAACAAUGGCUGAAAUGGGCCCCAUCCAAUACUUUAUUUGUGGCGGUUUUGGUGGUAUUUGUACCGUGGUUGUGGGCCACCCCCUCGACACAAUCAAGGUACGUUUACAAACCAUGCCCAUCCCCAAACCCGGCGAGAAACCCCUUUAUUCCGGCACCUUAGACUGUCUCAAGACCACUGUUCAUAACGAAGGAAUCCGUGGCUUGUACAAGGGCAUGGGGGCCCCGCUACUCGGCGUUGCACCAAUUUUCGCAAUUUCAUUCAUGGGAUACGGCGUGGGGAAGAAGAUGUUCGGGCCGGGGGAGGGCCAACAUUACACUUACUUGCAAUAUUUCACCGCCGGUGCCUUCUCAGGGAUUUUUACCACGAUUAUAAUGGCCCCGGGGGAACGCAUUAAGUGCUUACUGCAAAUCCAGCAAGCCUCGACGGGGCCCAAGACCUACAAUGGACCCGUCGAUGUGGUCAAGAAGUUGUACAAGGAGGGGGGCAUCAGGAGCAUUUACAGGGGGUCGGGGGCCACUUUGCUAAGAGAUAUUCCUGCCAGCGGCAUGUAUUUCCUGACUUAUGAAGCGAUUAAAGAUUACAUAACCGACCACGGGAAGGAGUCUCCGACCAUCUUGGGAACAAUCUUUGCAGGUGGGGCUGCUGGAAUUGCGAACUGGGCUGUUGGAAUGCCCCCUGAUGUUCUGAAAAGUCGCCUUCAAACCGCGCCUGAAGGUACAUAUCCUAAUGGCAUUCGUGAUGUUUUUAAAAAACUGAUGCAGACUGAAGGGCCUGGGGCAUUAUAUAAGGGCAUAACCCCGGUUUUAUUGCGAGCAUUCCCGGCUAAUGCCGCUUGUUUUGUUGGAUUUGAAUUGUGCAAGACGUUUUUGGCAUAUCUGUCAAACGCUUCUCCUGUUUAAAAAACGGGAUUUUUGCUCAAAAUGACUGCAUUUUUGUCUCCCGUACUCGUUAGUUUUGUUCAAAAUAUUUUGUUGUGGGAUGUUUGUUAAUACAAGUUUGUAUUUUAUAUAAUGUUAUUUGUGGCGAAUAAGCCACGGAUAAGACGUGAUAUAAUAUAUUUUAAUAGUUUUGUAAUUGA